AAUGGCUGUGCAUUGAAGAGAAUGGUGGAUGAGUCUGACGACUAUUAUUGGUGGAAGUUCAGGGCUGCUUGAUAAAAAAAGCAAGACGGAUUGAGUGGCAGAAUUCCAAUUGCAAUUGUCGUUUCAAUUUCAAAUCUGGCUUCAAGUACUUUAUUCUCCUUCUCUCUUCUGUCCUUAUUGAAUUUUCUGUCAAUAUCACGCACACCUUUUUUAUUUUUAUAAUACUUUCAAAAUGACCUUUGCCUGGAGAACCGCCGGUAUUAACUACCUCCAGUACAGCAACAUUGCUGCCCGCGCUCUGCGUCGGGUCAUCAAGACCGACCUUCAGGCUGAGAUCGCCAAGCGUCAGGGCAUCACCAUCAAGUUCGCCAAGUGGGACAACGGCAAGUCCAGCGCCUCGGUCAACAUCCCCGCCAUUGAGACCCGCGCCAAGGUUGAGAACUAGAGGGUUCCCGUCAGGUCUUUUGUUUUUAGAGAUGAUUUUGAAAGGGCGCUUACUUUUUCUUGCUUAUACCUGUCUUAUUUGUUACGCGUGUGUUUGUUGCGCGCAAUGCUCACGUGACAGAAAAGAUGGCGUUAGUAACAGCAGCAAAGCCUGUUUUGACAAAUAAAUUUUCAUCAAAUACGCUCAACAAGCCUAUCGGCAGAAAGAAGUGGCCGAAAUGGAUCCCAGACCACUGUCUGAUCAUUUGCACUGUCUGCGCGUCGAUCCCAGCGCCUUGUGCCGAUUUGGCAGCCAUUCGCCUGAUGACAGAGGAGAUUGGCAGCGUCAGAUGCAAGCAUGGAGAUAGUCACAUUCCAACACCUUCCCUGCACACGAUAAAGGUA
Molecule: messenger RNA, 828 nt
Organism: Kickxella alabastrina
Lineage: Eukaryota; Fungi; Kickxellomycota; Kickxellomycetes; Kickxellales; Kickxellaceae
Exons: 2
Biological process (GO): proton motive force-driven mitochondrial ATP synthesis
Cellular component (GO): mitochondrial inner membrane
Molecular function (GO): proton-transporting ATP synthase activity, rotational mechanism
Source: RefSeq, a predicted model, not a curated record